AUGGAAUCUCGCAACUUGUCCGAGCGCCUAUGGAGCGGCGUACGCCAGAACUAUCUCCUGGGCUUCACUUCGUUUGGCGGCCCUCCGGUACACUUUAAAAUUUUUCACGAGAAAUAUGUAGAGAAACUACAAUGGAUCGAUGAGCAAAUGUAUCAAGAGCUGUUUAGCAUAUGUCAGGCCUUUUCAGGCCCUGGGAGCACCAAAAUGCACUACUGUAUCAACCUGAUCCAUGACGGCCUAGAGAGUGCUGUUCUUAGUUUCUUCCUUUGGAGUCUUCCCGGAGCACUAGGGAUGUACGGUCUAUCCAUUGGCGUACACAACAUUGGUAGUAAUCUACCGAUGCCCGUGUACGCCCUACUAUCUGGCAUGAACGCAGCCACAGUCGGCAUCAUUGCGCUUGCGGCCGUGCAGCUUUCAGAAAAGGCCAUUACCGACAAUCUGACUCGCAUCAUUGUAUUUCUCAGCGCCUCAGCCGGUCUACUAUACAAUGCACUCUGGUACUUUCCUCUGCUCAUGGUCAUUUCGGGCAUUGUUACCAUCAUCCACGACUUCCGGUGGCUACACCACCCCGUCCGUGCCGUCACAACCCUCUUAUCCACCUGGACGGCCUACAUUACGCGCCAACCAUGCCAGACACGAACCAUAGAAGCUGCCACCGAUUCACAGCAGGAACUCCAUCGAGUAACAGACCAAGAGGCGGUCCAGAGUGCUGCGGAGGCCGAAGUCCGCACUAUCCCGCAAGAGCGCCAGUUACCAUUUUCAUGGAAAUUCGGCUUAGGCAUCAUUAUAUGCUUUCUAGUCAGUUUUGUAGUGGUCAUGGUGGUACGGGGCACAGUCCAGAAGGCUUCGUUACUGUUUAGCUUCUUUGCCAACAUGUAUCUGGCAGGUACCAUCAUCUUUGGCGGCGGGCCCGUGGUGAUUCCACUACUGCGCGAGUAUGUCGUUGCGCAGGGCUGGGUAAGUCCGCGAGACUUUCUGAUGGGGCUUGCGAUCCAGCAGGGGUUCCCGGGGCCCAACUUUAAUUUCGCCGUGUAUCUGGGCUCGCUGACGGCGAUCAACGGCGGCUUCCACCCUGCGCUGGGGGCUCUUAUAGGUUUCGUGGCCAUGUUUGGCCCCGGACUGAUUACGGUGCAUGGUACAGUAGGCAUCUGGAGUGCUGUUAGGAGUAAUGUGUACCUAAAGUCUGGACUUCGCGGCCUGAAUGCCGCGGCGGUUGGGCUUGUCUAUACGGCGAUCUACCGGUUGUGGCAGGUCGGCUUUGUAGACCGUGGGAUAGAGAGUGGGAGCACGCUCGGGUCUGAGCCGUGGUUUGUAGUGGUCACGGCGUCUAGCUACGUUGGGGGAUAUUGGUUUGGAGUUGGCCCACCUGUAGCGAUUGUUGGCGGCGCUGUGCUUGGGCUAUUGUGGCAUGCGGUGGUUGCUGCAUAAUCAUGACUACGUCUGAUGAGCUGUAUCAUAUUACUAUACCCUACUAUAAUAGCAAUGCAGAUAUAGCAGAUUCUGCAGUACGCCGACGCAGGAGGACUAUACUAUUUGUCAUACAAAGUAUUCUUCUAAAUUUCAAACUAGUACACCUUUAGGCCCCGUGCCGCCGGACCCAUAGACCGUUUUUUUGCCCUUGCUAGUCUCGUCUAGCUAAUCUCUUUGCAGUCCAUUUUGCUCUGUU
[Torrubiella] hemipterigena is the source of this 1666-nucleotide messenger RNA. The record is from the annotation of a GenBank genome assembly. Lineage: Eukaryota; Fungi; Ascomycota; Sordariomycetes; Hypocreales; Clavicipitaceae.